Messenger RNA from Hipposideros armiger (great roundleaf bat), 641 nucleotides. RefSeq names its product lipocalin 10 (gene LCN10). Lineage: Eukaryota; Metazoa; Chordata; Mammalia; Chiroptera; Hipposideridae. The coding region runs from base 1 to 618 and encodes 205 amino acids. Gene Ontology annotation, molecular function: small molecule binding. The transcript is spliced from 6 exons. The record is from RefSeq and is a predicted model, not a curated record.
AUGGGGCCGAGGCAGCUGCUGCCCGUGCUGGUCCUGGCACUGGUGCUGCCUGUGGGGUCCCAGCUGCAGGGACAGCUCCCCAGGGAGUCCCACAACCUCAACUGGAGCAAGUUUUCAGGGUUCUGGUACAUUCUCGCCAUCGCCUCCGACGUCCAGGGCUUCUUGCCGGGUAGAGACAAGAGGAAGCUGGGGGCGUCCGUGGUGCAGCUGCGCAGCGUGGGCCAGCUGAAGGUGGUCCUGGCCUUUAACCGGUCGCGGGGGUGCCAGUCACACACGUUAAUUCUGCGGAAAGAUGGGAAGAAGGCUGUGUUCAGGAAUACCUGUGCGUAUGGGGAAGGCCGAGGGGAGGGUCAGGGCAGCUCUGUUUUCUCUUCCUGUCCAGUGAAGGGGGUGGAGGGCUUCCGUGUGCUGUCCACUGACUACAGCUACGGCGUGGUAGAUGUGCGCUUGGGACGGGCCGGGCGGACCUCCAAGACCCUGCUGUUCUUCAGCAGACAGAACACGUCCAGCUUCCUGAGUAUGAAGAAGUUUGUGGACAUAUGUGAGAUUUUGGAGCUCACAAGGGAUGCGACUAUUCUCCCAAAAGAUGCCUCCUGCGCACACACCAUCCUGCCAUGAAAACCAGCCAUCUUCCUGCUCUU